AUGGACACGUCUCGGACACCCCUCAGUCCUGGAGGCGGCAAGCGUCGCCGAGAGUCGUUCUCUGGCGAGCAGCUCCCGGUCGUACCUUCGUCGCACCCGCCUCCUCAGCAGCAAACGUCUCUUCCUUCCAUCCGCCAACUUCACCCCUACCUUCCCCCGUCGUCCUCGUCGACUAUAGGGAUGGCCCAGGCGGGCUCGAGCGACUCUACGGCAUACGGAUAUCCGAGCACCUCGCACUAUGCACUCCACCCCGGCCAGAUGGACACGAGUACUGCACAUGCAUACGGCGCGUCACAGCGCGACCCGGGGAUAUUUGGCGCUGGUGAAUCCGAAGCAGAUGAGCUGGAUCAGCAUAGUCCUCCCAAGAAGAAGCGGCGAAGGCAGGCAUUGAGUUGCACAGAGUGCAAACGACGGAAGAUUAAGUGCGAUAGGACCCAGCCGUGCACCCCUUGUACGCGCCGAGGAGAAGAGGCAGGAUGCCAAUGGCACAUCGUCGAACCGGUGGAGAAAUAUGCAACGAAAGCCGAGUUCGACGAGCUGAAGGCUCGGUUCGAGCAGCUCGCAGCGCUCGUUCAGCGAUUGCUACCUGCGGCGACAGCAGUUCCAUCCCCAUAUUACCCGAUGGGCAUGCAGACCAGUAUAUCAGGGGUUAUGAGCGAGGCUGUGUCGACAUACAACCCAGGGACGUCAGGUACGAUGUCUUACACGACGAUGAUGCAUCCUCCGCCUCCUCCCCAGCAGGCGUAUGGGCCACACCAGACGCAGCAUCAUAUGGAUGCCUCACAGGCACCAUCUGUACCUCCCAAUCGGUACAUGAAGCCUGAAGGAGUACAGUCGCCUACCACGCGUCAUUUACAGCCAUCCUCACUGCCGACCAGCACGUCGCCCAUCAUCCCGACAUCCGUUCAAAGCCCCUCCCUGUCACGCCAUCGCGGUGUGCUUGAAGGCUCCUCUCCCACUGUUGCAGCUGCGGUAGCGAAGAGCUCGCCUCUGUCGCUCGCGUCGAUUACCUCUCCCUACCACCCCGAGCACACCCAGAUGCAGCCAAAAAACUACCACGCGCAGACGCUCAUGCUGGGCGAGCGUCUGCGCCCCGGAUCAGAAGACCCAACGAAUACUUCCGCCAAGAUGCGGGGAUGCUCGGAAGUGGUGGCGCAAGCGGAGGCAGCAGCGGGGCUGGUGGAGGCCCAGGUGACUCUUCGGAGAUGUAUCUCGACAGCGCCGCGCCGACGGGUGUUCCGCCGUCGUCCUUCCACAUCCAGCCAAGGCCGGCGCGGCGGGUCAGUGAUCCGCCAUCACGCUCGUCUGUUGUGA
Messenger RNA from Cyclocybe aegerita, 1314 nucleotides. The record is from the annotation of a GenBank genome assembly. NCBI's taxonomy places the organism in Eukaryota, Fungi, Basidiomycota, Agaricomycetes, Agaricales, Hemipholiotaceae.